AACGGUAGAAGGGAAAAAUUGGAGGAGAGGGGACAACUCGUAUAAAGUCGCGUCAUCGUGCCGGUUAAUCAGUUGUUCGGAGAAAAAGUCUAACGAGGGAUGUUGUUUUGCUCGAUGUGGCGUUAAUCAAAGUGAAAGUACAAUUAUAAUAAAAAAGAACAAUUGAUAUUUAUCGAGUAAUAGAAAAAAUCAAUUUUAUCGGACUUGGUGACAUUUGUCGUGAAAUUAUUCUUGUCAAAAAUAAUACCAAAUUACCGCAGAACAUACUUGUAGCGUCGAGGAAAUAAUACGUGUAUCGUGUUCUGUUUCAAGAAGGUCGCUGUGAAAUUAAUUGUGUCUGUGUGUAACGUUUUUCGAAUAAUGGAGGUUUUACCGUGUCCUGUAAAUGUGGAUUUCAGCAACACAAGAGCUGAAACAGUUGCCGAUGAAUUCGACGGGGCUUGCCAGGCAUUAGCGAAACGACUCGAAGUCGAAUUAAGGAGGGCGAAACAUGUUCAAUUAGCGUGCGGAGAAGUUUUGCUACCUGCCGACCUUUUGCCUAGGAUAGCUAAAGAUGUCCUCAGCAUGGCUGAGAAUGAACCCUGUGGUCUCAGAGGUUGUACUCUAUUUAUUAGUUUUGAAACGGACAGUGUAUGUCGGAAAUUGUCAAAAAUACAAUGCGAUCCUAAUGCAGUAUCCACCUUUGAACUUUAUCUGACAUUAAAACAAGAUCAUACAUCUUGGCACAUUCUGUUACCACAGUUCAUAAAGAAUCUUACAAGAGGAGGUACCAUUAUGAUAAGUAGAGAUUUUACGUUGGAAAAAAAGAAAUUGUACAGAUCUUAUCAACAAACACAGUGAAGGGAAAGAUGGUUCAGGGAGUUGUCUGACUUUUUUUAGUACAUGCAAUUAUUUCUACCUGCUCUAACUUCGUCAAUCCGAAGAUGGUCUUUUUCCGUGCGUGUAAAGCGGGACCUACUCUUUCGAAGAGCGUAUAUUUUACAAUUAUUUAGUUUAUAAUUAUUCAACAUGAAAGAGACAAGAAAUUAUUAUAUAUGGGUAAGAGGGAGGAAAGAGCGCGCUUCUUGUAUAUUGCUUUCUAGAUACUUGUCAAGAUUCUUUAAAACGGCAAUGAUAUGUCCCUUUGCAAGGAUAGAAAAACAAUAUUGCGUUUUACCGAUCUGCAAUUGUUUAAGAAAGAUAUAGUGUGAAUUGGCUGUGUUUUUAGCUGAAGAUGCAAUCCAUUUGGGAAAAUGAAAAUGUGAUAAUAAAAUAAAAACAGAUCGAGUAGUUUCUUUAUGUGAUUCUUAGAUUUUAUAUGUUUAUCUAAUUGUAGAAAUAAAAGUGAUUAUAACGUAGUAGCGCCGUAUUAAAGAAAAGAGCAUUCACUUUGGAUAAACGAAUACAUAUCUGUCUAGCGUUAUAGUACAGACAAGUUUCUCAAAGUACAUAAUUUCAUCGACAAUCACGGUAUAGCGUUGAACGUGGAUUUCAUAGAUCCCUACUGAAACUUGACGAAUGCGGUGUAGAAUUGUGACAGCUGUGUAAAUUUCUAAGGUCGCAUAAAGAAAUGUUCUCUCCUAAAGAAAGAAAAUGGUAUCUUCGUUUACAAGACUUGUGUAAUAUAUUUUUUCGUGAUAAUCUAACGAUAUGCUAAAAUUAAAAUCAACUUUUCUUUCAUAGUAUUAGGAAUUUAGAUAUGCUGAAAUUUUUUAUUUUAGAAAUACUAAUGGAUAUCUCGAUCAUUCUUAUCUAAUAUUGUUUUAUAUACGUAUACUACUGAUAUCGGUUAUCAAUUGAUAUAUGCGUGUUUUUAAACUACUACUGUCCAAUGUUUCGAUGCAUUGUAUUUCUAACAAGAAAUCUCACCGUAAUUUAGGUAUCAAUUCGUGAUGAUGUGAUAUUAGUAGAAAAAUUUGUGAGCAACGUAAAGAACGGAUCAGCGUGUGAUAUUACAAACUUUGGCCAUGUGUGUAAAAGAUCCUCUUAUAGGAGCAUUAUCACCACACCACUAAAUGAUUUCUAUCGCUUUGUUGUUCCAAUGAUACUUUUUGGGACUUUUGAUACCUAAGAUGUGCUUUUUCCAUAGAAAGAAAAAAAAAAUGAUUUGAAAUUACUGUAUUUGACAAGAACUUGCAGUAAUGAUAUUCCAAAAUGAUAUGUAGCAAGUGUUCAUGCGUGCGUGUGUGUGCAUAUAAAUACAAAUGGAAUUUAUAAGACUGAUCAGUACUAGAAUUUUCCAAAUUAAAUUUUCAAAGUAGAACAAUUAUUCGUAUUCAUAUAAACGUUUGAAACGACAAAUAAAACUUCCAGAACUCGUGUUAUUAAACUUACAUUAAUUAUAUACUGGCUAUAUCGAAGAACGAUAGAGGUUUUGCGAAUUAAAAAUCGUUGAAUAAAAUGUUCUUCCUGGUCUCUUUGAAAAUAGAAGGAAAAUGAAGGGAAACAAGAAAUAAAAGUAAAAAAAAAAAAAAAAAAUGUGCGAUGAUCGCGUUAUAAUAUAGAAAUAAGAUAUA
Osmia bicornis bicornis is the source of this 2495-nucleotide messenger RNA. Its product is annotated as protein charybde-like. Gene Ontology annotation, cellular component: cytoplasm. Bases 361 to 840 code for a protein of 159 amino acids. Gene Ontology annotation, biological process: apoptotic process; negative regulation of signal transduction; regulation of TOR signaling. Lineage: Eukaryota; Metazoa; Arthropoda; Insecta; Hymenoptera; Megachilidae. The transcript has 4 exons. The record is from RefSeq and is a predicted model, not a curated record.